Molecule: messenger RNA, 1565 nt
Organism: Larimichthys crocea (large yellow croaker)
Lineage: Eukaryota; Metazoa; Chordata; Actinopteri; Sciaenidae
Exons: 9
Coding region: 133-927 (264 amino acids)
Cellular component (GO): membrane
Source: RefSeq, a predicted model, not a curated record
UUCCGUUUGGUCUCAGAAGCUAAAAAAAAAAGGAAAUAGAAUGUUUUAAAAAAAAUUGAAAGGAAACGCCGCAGCCUUUCUCCUCAUCCAAUAGGAGUUGUCGCUGCACACACCUGAUCUACCGGAAAGAGGAUGCGUCUGUUCGUGCUGGGCUUAUUUGUCUUUCUGUCCUUAACUCAAGUGACAGCCAAGUCCGGCAGACCGAUCUAUGAGGCAGUAGGAGAAAAGGUUGUCCUCAGACCAGGCUCUGCGGUUAAUCCCAUCACCAACAUAACGUGGAGAUACGGGCCUGAUGUCGCCAUGCAGUGGGAUGGAAACCAGACUUACUCUUACGAGCAAUUUAAAGUUCGCGGGGUGCUGAAUACUUCCACUGGAGAGCUGACAAUCACGGGAUUGACUCGAAACGACAGCGGCAACUACACAGUGGAGAUCAACAACCAAGUCACCAAGCCGAUCCAACUGCUGGUUAUCUCUCGCGUCUCUAGACCCUCCGUCUCCACGUGGUGUGACCCUCAGAUGACCUACUGUGUUUUCACCUGUGAAGGCAACACCUCAGAUGCCGAACCAAUCACCUUUGGGUGGGGGGCUAGCGACAUGAUGUGGUUUUUCCACAAUAAGCACAUUAUAACAAAGGACGAGACAGAGCCACUGUUCUCCUGUUAUUUGCAUAACCCAGUCGGCUUGAUGGGUAGUGAAUCAGUCCCCAACCCCUUCUACACUCGUGAGUGUAUGAAUGGAAGUUAUACAUUGAUCAUCUUCUUCACACUGUGUGCAGUGAUUAUAUUGGUGUUGAUACUGUUGAUAUGGUUGACACACAAAUGUAGAAAAGGAGUAGAUGCUGAAGCGACAACGCCAGAGAAACCAGCAAUGCUUCCACAUGGCCAAGAAACAACUUUGCAGGAGCCGACAUCGGUUGUGACCGUGUGAACAGCCAGUAGAUGAUCCUCAAGACGAGGACUAAAGCCAAAGCUAUAACAAAUUAUCUUUAUUAAACUCCAAAGAUGUGACUUGGGCUGUACCAAAUUACUGUUACGGCCUUUUUCACUGUGCACACGUGGCUCUUUGUAUCUCACAAAGAACAAAAUGCUUCUCAGAACGUCCUGUGAACACUGAAAGUGGCUCUUUAAACACAUUAAUGGUGUUAUACAUGCACUGAUGGCUGCCUGCAAUGCCACACUGUUGACAUGUUGCUGUUAUGUAUGUUGUAUGUUAUGUAUUUAUUCUGUCGUGUUUUUUUAAAAACAUUUUAGUGACAUUUUUUUGUUUGUUGCUCCUGCAGCGUUUGAAUGGCCAAAGAGGAGAAACAUAUAAUAUAUUUUAUACAUAUAUUUUUUUAUUAAAUGUUUUUCAGAUUUGUUUCAUGUUAUUCCAGCUUUGUUUCUUUAUAAAAAAGGAUUUGUUCUCAAACUGCUGCUGCUGCUGUUCUUUCCUUAUCUGUCCACCAGAGGUCCUCACACACUUUACUACAGAUGUGUCUUUUUGCUUCAUGGACUGUGGAUGUAUAAAAAUGGAAAGCACAUUGACUGUAUGUAACAAUGUUUAUUAAAAUCCAUUUGACAUACAAA